Messenger RNA from Necator americanus (New World hookworm), 1743 nucleotides. RefSeq lists its product as uncharacterized. Lineage: Eukaryota; Metazoa; Nematoda; Chromadorea; Rhabditida; Ancylostomatidae. Gene Ontology annotation, cellular component: membrane. The transcript has 21 exons. Bases 1 to 1743 code for a protein of 580 amino acids. Gene Ontology annotation, molecular function: transmembrane transporter activity. The record is from RefSeq and is a predicted model, not a curated record. Gene Ontology annotation, biological process: transmembrane transport.
AUGACCCCAUCGGCUGCGAUCGAGCUGGGACCAUCGUUAGAUCUGCGGUCCGAGUGGGGUAGUCAGGUCUGCCUCUGUGGCAAGCACCUCGACUACACCAUCAACGCAAUUGCACUUGCAAAAUGUUCUGCGGAAGGGACACUGGAUACUUCAUCGACCGAAGGUAGCCAAGUCGUUGUUAAGAAAACAACAGUAGACGAGGAUCAAUACGAUUAUGCCUUACGUGAAGCUCUGACCUUGUCACUACCGCCUCAAUAUCCGUUCAGACCACCCACUGUUCAAGAAUGCUUGUCGUACUUCGUUUUCAGUCCUAAGGUUCCAUCAAUGCGACCAACACGUAUUCAAAAAUCAAUCUGGUCACGAACAAUUACCAUACGAGUCCAACCUGCGAAGCUGCAGCGCCCAAGAACCGAACAGGAAUCUCUCCGUUCCAGAACGCAAAAGAUCUGUUGUUGUUCCAAACCUUGUGUAACAUGUGACAGCCAGAAAACCAUGCUCUUUGGAACAGGUACUUGGAGGGCUGAUUUUCUUGUCCUGCACGGCUAUCAACUUUGUCAAUUCUAUAGCAGUCAACAACUUUUCCCUAUUUCGCUCAAUUAUGUUCCGCCCGUGAAAUGCGUAGAUGAUUAUUGCUUCGAGGUGAAGGCAAAGUGUUACGCAGGUUGUCCUCAAUGUCCAGACGUUUGCCUAAAUUCAACCCUAUUGGAACGAGACUCAUGUAGAAACAACUAUGAACCACACUUCUAUUCAGCAGCUAUGGAGUACGAGCAGUACUGCAAGGACUUCUACAGGGCAUUUUCGUUCACGACAGCUCAAUAUAUCGGCGUUUUAUAUGUUUGGAAGGCGCACAAUACUUUUUAUCGCACUAACGAUAGGUAUACCAGACUUAGCACUAUGAGCAACAUUUGUAAAUUUGCCUAUUUUUUACCUAUUUCGGUUCCUCAUCGGCAUCAGCGUCGCAGAUGUGCAUCUCUUCAAACUAACGGACGCUUACUUAUGACUGCUUUGACGCAUGGAGGUUGGCUAGCUGGCACAUGGAGGUUAGCAACAUAUUAUCAUGCGUGUGCGUCACUUCUAGCACUAGCUGUCAUUUUUGUCCUACCGGAAAGUCCGCUGUGGCUGAGAAGAAAGGGAUACCAUGAAAGAGAAGAGAAGGCAAGAAGAAAGUUGACAUGGAUCAAAGGUCUGAAAUACAAGGAAGGUAAAGAAGAACUAAAGAAGGAGGAAACUGCACAACAACAAAUGUUGUUUUGCAAUGUUUUCAAUGAUGCUGAGCUUCGAGUCAGUUUCCUAGUGCUUUGUGUCAUAUGGUCGGAUUUGCUAACGCGUUCAUUCCUUGGCUGGGAAGACUUGCUUUUCGGUGAGAAGGGGUCUACGCUCUACUUCAUAACUUAUCUCACUGCGUACAACUCUAUCUCCGUCUCGUGGGAGCCGAACUUUCUCGGAGCGGCCGAGUUGAUGCCUACAGAUGUGAGAGGCCAAACAACAGCGAUGCUAAACAUCAUCUCUCGGCUAGCGAACGUGUUCGCUUCUCAAGUGAUCUAUUUUAGAAUGAUUUACGAACCUGCAAUACUGAUACUACUCAUUAUUUCAAAUGUAACAAGUUUCGUGGUGACUAUUAAGUGGUUAAAGGGAACGAAAAACAUUAACUUGGAAGGCAUUGGUGGUAGUGCAAAGCCCAAAAACAGUGGUUUGAGGCGUGAAGACUUCAGAGAAUCUUCUCAGAACAACUCCACUGUAUGA